AUGCCUUUGCAAUCCUAUCUCUCAUGCACCUGCGAGAGCUUCAACUGCAAGUACAACCCAGAUGGUAGCGGACAAAAGCUUCAAACCGCUCAAACGGCUACCAGGCAUCAGCGUGCAGAUGAGAUUCUCGUGCCUCAAGCAGAUGCUUUGGGUCAGGCAUAUGGGUUAUCAGAGGACCUUACCAUUACUGAUAGUCUGGAGCAUGUAGGAAAUGCACACCAGCCCCCAGAUGAUCCAGGGGCUGAUUUCGACAACAAUUCAGACCAUGGCAACAAUGAUGCGGGGGACGAAGACAUAUUGCCGGAUGAUGAAGCUAACAAUAACCUCAGACUCGAAGCACAGCCUCAUUUUCCUGAGCUCGAUGAUCUUUUUGAAAGAUGGGAUGAGCCCUAUCCUGCCAACGAUGACCCAGGUGCAUUCAGCUCUGACCCUGAUGCUGAAAUCUUUGAACACCUUGGACAACUGAACCUUGAAGAUCCGGUGAACUCUGAUGAAGAACUUGGAAUGCCAGCUGAGGGCAACCACAAUGAUGAAUUCCGCCCCGACAAUGACGAGCGACUGAAUGACAUCGAUGUGGCCCUUUUCGUUUCACAGGGCGCUAAUUUUGAUUUCUCAGAUGUCUAUGAAGAUGCUGACAUUCACGCCUCACCCCCUCCCUGUAUGAACGAUCACCCGGCGGUCCAUAAUGCUUACAUUUGGGCCUUUAUUUCAGCAGCAUUCUAUAAUGCUACCCACACAGCUGUGUACCAUGACCUCGAAGGCAAGGAACACCUCCUCCACACAGCUCAACAAGCAAACCCGGAUAUCGAAUAUCCGGGCCUAGAUAAUUUUGCUCGCACACUGCCUACCCUCCUCAAGUGCCUUGGUCUGUCAAUGGACCAGUUUAUCAUCUAUUUCUUUGUCUGCGACAUUUGCUGGAAGCUUCAUCAUCCCUCUGUACUUUCUGAACUCGAGUCUCCUGAGUGCACUAUCGAUGACUGUGAUGGCACAUUGUAUAGGCAGAAAUGCCUCUCUGACGGCACACUAAAACGAACACCAAUGAAGCUUGUGCCAUAUGUCCCCCCAGAACGUGCACUACAGCGCCUUUUCUUACGGCCUGGCAAGUGGGAGCAAUUUCAGCAUUGGCGUGGUCCGGAGGACCAACUGGGUCUUGUACCUCCCAUUCCUGGUCGAGGCUAUGACUUGUUUCCAGACCCCUCGAAGCCAAUGCAAGAUAUUUACGAUGGAUACGGUUGGCGCAUGAUUCAAGCAGGGUUAGAAUGCCAACGAGGUGGACCCUGGGAGAUAGAAGAUGUUGAUGUCCACGAGCUACAUCAAUGCUUCAUGUCUCUGCCCUGUGGCUUAGUCUGGCAAAUCAACAUAGACUGGUUUCAAACUGUCAAAGGCAAAUCCGGUUAUCACUCGACUGGGGCUUUCUACGCUGUCAUUUGCAACAACCCACGCGAGAUUCAAUACCUUGCCGAAGAGACCAUUCUUCUCAUGGUCAUUCCUGGACCUGACGAGCCUUCCCUAGAACAGAUGAACUACCUGAUCAAGCCCUUCGUCGAGAGAGUAGAAUUCAGGGUCAAUGGCCACGAGGAUCCAGAAGUCUCACAUUCGCACUUAUACUGCAACGUCUCUGAUCUUCCCUCCAGCCGUAAAACCAGUGGUCUUCAAGGCCAUAACUCAAAAUUUUUCAUGUGUCCAACCUGCAAGAAACCCUUCUUCUUGCUUUCCCAUCCCAGCUGUUUUGACCACGAAACCUUUCAGUAUAGAGAUGAAUGGAGAUAUAUUAAGUAUUCAUUUCAUGCACGCACUGCAGACCCUCCUACAGCCAAAGAUAUCAGCAACAAUCGAGGGGUUCGUUGGUCGACACUAAACUACCUUCCAGGCUGGAUGCCAGCCCGCAGUUCAGUUAUCGAGUUCAUGCAUGCAGUUUUCCUCACUAUGGUCAAGCAUCUCAAUAGAAUCAUUAUCCUCAAGUCCGGUCUUCUAAACAGAACAAGACAUAUCAGACCCAUGGAGAAACUCGAGGAUUUCUUCUCUAGACUCGUGUGGCCUGUUGAGGCAACUCGACUACCACCCUCACUCGCAACUGGAAAAGGGUCCCCUAAGGCCGACCAAUGGCGCAAUCAAAUCUUAGUUCUUUUCAUUGCACUUUACGAUGCAUGGCAAGUCAACGGUGAAGUACCUGACCGUGACGCACCUCCUUCAGCAUCUAACACGAAAAAUCAUGCUGCACAAGCUACAAUGCAAAAGACACUUCGCUCACGGCUGAUGGAGCUUCUCCUCGCUCAUAAUCAGCAUCCAUCAGAUGCCGAAAUUGCUCGUGUCAACACUGCCAAAAUGGACCGCAGCUUGCAUCACCACUAUGGUGUCAUCCUCAAGUUCUCUGCUGCCAUUCGCAUCCUAUCCUUGCAGUCCAUCAGUCCAAACGAUGUUCGCAGAGGAAGCACUGCAUUAUCUUGUGCAACGCAGGGCUGGGCUCGCAUGGGGUGUCAUUUGACACCCUAUUAUCAUUUUGGUAUGCAUUUUGCAGAGCAGAUGUAUGAAUUUGGUCCGUGUUAUGCCACAUGGGCUUUUGCCUUUGAACGACACAAUGGAAAGCUUGCGAGGGUCAACCACAAUCAGCACAAGGGAGGUGAGCUCGAGGCAAUGCUGAUGCAACGAUGGUGGAGUAUUAUGUUCAAUUAUGACCUUAUCCUCCAUAUCAAAGCCCUUCCUAACCGCACUGAGGACGAUGAGGAUUCUCUUCGGCUCCUCCAGAUGUCACUCAAGGCACAGCAAAAAGACGGGCAAGACCAAUUGAUUUUUGCCAAGCACCCAAAAAAACUCAGCUUAUCGGCCAUCAGCGGUGAGAUAUAUCGGAUUGUCAUCAUCGGAGAAGGCGAGAACUUCAUGGGUCGUGCCAAGUGUUACUCUCACGUGUGGCUGAAGAAACUUCGGUAUGGUGCUGCUACUGCUCACCGAGGAAAAUCAGCACGCUACGCAUACAUUCAUGAACGUGAGCCUGCAGAGAUUCAGUACCUCCUGCAGGUCUUGCAUGACCGACUCGAUGCUGAUGCAGAACCUCUUAUUGCUGAUCUCGCUGUUGUAUGGCGAUUCAUUUCAGAUGAUGAUAUACCCGACUUUCCAUGGGCACUUUGGGCAACAGAUUUAGGUGUCGCUGUAUGGCUCGCAGAACAUCUUGCCGAUUCAGAGGUCAUUCCCCUCACUGCUUUGUCUGGACACUUUGUCCUCACUCCCAUUGAGGUGCGCAACCAGAAGUUUUGGAUCACAGUUGCAUAUGAUCAUACCAACCCAGAAGGAGAUGUCGAGGUUGACAAUGAUUGA
Molecule: messenger RNA, 3312 nt
Organism: Suillus paluster
Lineage: Eukaryota; Fungi; Basidiomycota; Agaricomycetes; Boletales; Suillaceae
Exons: 11
Coding region: 1-3312 (1103 amino acids)
Source: RefSeq, a predicted model, not a curated record